Pisolithus orientalis is the source of this 3687-nucleotide messenger RNA. Its product is annotated as GPR1/FUN34/yaaH family-domain-containing protein. The transcript has 11 exons. Lineage: Eukaryota; Fungi; Basidiomycota; Agaricomycetes; Boletales; Pisolithaceae. The record is from RefSeq and is a predicted model, not a curated record. Gene Ontology annotation, cellular component: plasma membrane. Gene Ontology annotation, molecular function: acetate transmembrane transporter activity. The coding region runs from base 1 to 3687 and encodes 1228 amino acids.
AUGUCUUCCAGCUCGAUCAGAGAGAGGAAAAGCAUGGUGGACGACUAUUACGUUGACACUGUAGAUGUGGAGGCUCUCCCACAGCUUAGGCAACCUGUCCGUAGGUAUGAAAGGACGUUCGGUAACCCGGCCCCGGUUGGCAUGCUCAGUUAUGCGACUGUUAGUUUGUGCUCCUCCCUUCUAACCCUCCAUGCGGGGAACGUGUACACUCCAAACAUGGUUCUCCUAUUUGCUACCUUCUAUGGCGGAAUCACGCAGACCCUGGUAGGUUUGAUGGAAAUGUAUUUGGGGCAUACGUUCCCUGCAUCGGUGUUCUUGACUUUCGGUUCAUUCAACUUUAGCUAUGGAGCGAUUUACAUCCCAAGCUUCGGCAUAUUAGCUGCUUAUUCUGUUGAUGGUACCCCUACUGAGGAAUAUUACCACGCUAUGGGACUUUUCCUGUGUGUUUGGAGUUUUGUGGCCUUCAUCUUUUUGAUUGGUGCUCUUCGCACUACCUUGCCUAUCGCCGGGUCGCUUGCGUGUUCCGUUUUGUCGUUCUCGUGUCUUGCGGCUAACGCAUUUACUGGUAUUCACAUUCUCGCUAUGGCUGGCGGAAUAUUCGGCAUGGGUGCUGCUUUUGGUGCCUACUAUGAAGGGCUGUCCAAGCUGUGGACAAAGCAGACGACGUUUUCGCGAGAAUAUCAGGCCAGUGAUACCCCGCGCCAGCAUCGGAAGCCAGUCUCUGCAGCACGCAAUACACCGAAGCUGGCCUUCUUGCUGCAUGUUGGCUUAUCGAAUCCUGGUUGUUUCUUCGUCUCACGCUGGAACGUCCUCAAAACCCUGCUGUGUCUCAGUUUGAAGAUGGCUCACCAUUCCAUCCAGCGUUCCCCGGGGCAUUCUUCCAUACCAACCAGCACCUCACACCACUCGCGCAGCUCCAUCUCCAGUGGGCUUCCAGUAUCUCAGGUCGCAUUUGGGCUUCAGCCUCGUCGAACGUCUGAAAGCAGCUCACAGGCCAGCUCCGCUUCUACUUCCGCGACCCUGGGUCCACAGACACCUCAGUCCUCUAUUCCAUCAUUUCGAUCAUUGCGGAACCUCCUCCCAUUUGGGUCAGGCAAGAACUCGAGCCCCAACACCCCCAGUCCAAACACCCCGAAACCACCAUUUGUCGGCUCCUUGCGUCGCUCGAUAAAUCAUGAAAGAAAGACGUCGGUGGUGCUUGCCAGCCCCGAUGAUUCAGAAAAAUUUCCUGUGAUUUCUAUUGCUCCUGCUAGUCAAAAUUUCGAGGAAGAAAUGAUGGCUCGCAAAAGAAGCCGCGACCUUGCAAGGUCGGCAUCUGAUUCAGUUACACCUUCCCGGUCCCCAGCAACAGGCAAUGAUGAUCGAUACGGUGCAGACUUAUCCACGAUCAUUGAAGCCGAGAGUUCGGGAAUAUCAAAGCACAUUCCCUAUAUCGAUGAAACCACAAGUCCGGACGACCGUACCAGUUCUCCGGGCUCUCCUUUCUGCUUGGAUAGACAUGUCAAAGACCAGCUUCCAUCACCAGACUCAAGAGACGCUUCCGUUUUGGACUUGUCCACGUCAAAGUUGAAUGCAGAGGUGAUGGAUGCCUUGACGGAGAAAGAUGCAAUUAGAGCUAGUGAAUGGCUCCGCGCCGCGGACGGCAUAGUAGUGGAGGAUCACACGGAUGACAUAGCACAAGAUGUGCAUGGCCCCAAUGAGGAUCCGGACGCCACGUUAGACUUCGAUGUAUUGGACCCGAACCUAGCCCAGCUUCUCAGCCCACACAGCCUGAAUGGAAAGCCUCAUCGUUCAGCCCCUCUCAGCAACCUUAAGCCCCCCCGGGUGCAUUCCAGAAGCCCAAAUCCUCCCAUCACACUGUCACCUCAGGUCACACCCGGCGCAGAACGUAAAACGCUGACGCCAUCUCCCCGACUCGGCACCGUCAUUCCGCCCUCGCCUGCGUCGCAUGGUGUUCAACAGUCAUCACCCCAGCGGCGUUCCGUGUCUUUAUCCAGGUCAUCCAUGGCUAGACCGGCCGGAUCUUCUCUUCCUCGUCUCACCCGUGCCGUAACAACGGCACCUUCUGCGGACCGUCCUUCACCCAAGGAAGCUGCUGGCUCACCAGGUCUCCACGGUGCGCCAAAGAAGCGUCAUCAGCCACCGUCACCUUUGUCUUCGCAGACACAUUCAACUUCAGGCACACCUUCCUCAAGUUCUCCCAUAUCCACAGAUCUCCCGUCAAGGCGGCUUCUCAGCACUCGCCUGGGAUUGGCGAACCGCCAUGUUUCAUCAUACUCCCCGAGCAGCUCCCGCACAGACCUCCGGGCUGCGGCAGACAACGAAUCACCCUCCUCGGGCUCUCAGAUAUCGUCUAGGACUGCGUCAGAUAAUUAUCGGCAGCGGACACCGGGGCUGAGCCUGGAGCUGGGAGGUCCAUUGGAUGUGAAUAGGCGGAGACGACCACACUUAUUUUCCAAUCGGAAACGGAGUAUGAGUGUCGAGGAGGCGCAUAUAUCUUCGACAUCUAGUUCUUCGAAGGUGUCGCCGAUACGACCUUCGUCUUCGCUUUCGAAUCAUCCCCCCGCGAUGGACUGGCUAGGCCCAAGGACGGCGAAAGCGUUCGCCGCAGCUGGGCUCUUGGACGUCGACCGGGAUGGAACUAACGGUCUUGGACGAUAUAACUCUUUGAGAGGAAACAACGAACGAGAGGAUCGCUAUGUUCCCUCCAGGAUGGCAUUUUCUGAGGUGGCUUCCACGUGUUCCUGGGGUCGGAGUGGCAGUAUCUCUCGUGUAAUGACUCCUUCGGAAGGUGUCACGUGGGCCGGAAGCCCUACGUUCUCCGCUCCACGUACAACGCUCUCUGGUGGAUCCACCGCACCGACGUCGAUAUCUGCCUCGUCGUCGGCGCACCAAGCGGCCAUGCAACUUUUGAAAGAUAAGCAUGAUCUGGAAACGGAGGCGCUGUUAGCUGCCCUGUCGGAUUCUCAACGAACGACCAAGACUUUGCGGGAAGAGAAUACUCAACUCCGAGAUCGCAUCCAAGAACUCGAGAAUGAGCUUGAAGCCUUGCGUGAUCAACUCCGUCGGCUGGCGAACGGGACGCAACCUUCUCGACCUGCCUCUCAGGUUGCAUUCACGAAGUCCACCCUCGACAGGAAGAUCGGUACACCGAGUCUGCUGUCGAAUGGUGAUGUUCCUCGUCGCCCCGUUGUGCAGCGAUCGCAUUCGUUUCUUCCUGCACAGUCGAUUAGUAGUGUGAGAUCAUCUGUGGAUCUUGGCGGAGCCACGCGCGAGGAUUCGCCGACCCGAUCCUCUACUUUCCUUGAUACACUUCCGCGAUCGACUGGCCAGCGACGAGCAAGUAUUGCGUCAUCGAUCUUCCCAACCUUGCCAAACAAUAUGUCACUGCUAAUGCUGGAGGAGGCCAUGCAUGAUCAUGGGGCACUCUCAUCCACGUCGGUGUCCCCACCAUCUCCAAGUCGUCUACCAAAACGGCUGAAUGGAAGCGUCCUAAACGGUCAACAUAUCAGCACGUCCAUCCCUACUCCUGCCACACCAGCGACUACCGACUUUUCGAUGACCGAGGUACCUGGAUCACCCACCAGUCUUCAACUCCGGCCGGAGCACGAACUCCACCUUGGAGAUAUGGCCAAUCUAAGUUUAUAUGCUAUGAGUGACGAUGAGGGACAAGCCUAUGACCUAUGA